GAUAUCACUCAACACGUUUAACGCUAAAUCUGAAUCUCCACUGUUCGAUAUACAUUCAUCCUCUUCCUCUUUCUUCUACUCGCUACCACACUCUCAGAUCUCAGACAAGAAAAAAAAACUCUCUCUAACCAAAAUGGUGGAAGCUCAAUCAUGGACGACGCGGCGGAUGAGCAACCCGAGGUUCGACGCCGCCGCCACCACCACACCAACAGUCAUCGACAUCCCCGGAACACCUCCACACUCCUCCGCCUCCUCCAACGGAAAACCUUUCUUCCUCUCCUCGCCUACAGUAUCUCCCUCCGUCCUCACGGCGGCGAUAAUCGCCGCCUGGUUCGGCUCCAACAUAGGAGUCCUCCUCCUGAACAAGUACCUCCUCUUCUACUACGGCUUCCGCUACCCGAUCUUCUUGACCAUGACGCACAUGCUCUCCUGCGCCGCCUACAGCUCCGCCGUCAUCAACAUCGCCGGAAUCGUGCCGCGUCAGCACAUCCUCUCCCGGCGUCAGUUUUUGAAGAUUCUUGCUCUCUCGGCGAUCUUCUGCCUAUCCGUCGUGUGCGGCAACACUUCGCUCCGUUACAUCCCUGUUUCUUUUAAUCAAGCGAUCGGAGCCACCACGCCGUUCUUCACCGCCGUCUUCUCUUUCCUCAUUACCUGUAAAACAGAGUCCACUGAAGUGUACUUGGCUCUGCUUCCCGUCGUUUCCGGGAUAGUUCUCGCUUCUAACUCCGAGCCUUCGUUUCAUCUCUUUGGUUUCCUCAUUUGCGUCGCUUCCACCGCCGGUAGAGCUCUUAAAUCCGUCGUCCAGGGGAUUAUUCUGACUUCGGAAUCUGAGAAGCUACAUUCGAUGAAUCUUCUGCUCUACAUGGCUCCAAUGGCAGCUUGUAUCUUAUUACCAUUUACACUCUACAUUGAAGGAAACGUAUUAAGAAUCCUAAUCGAAAAGGCGAGGACCGAUCCAUUGAUCAUCUUCUUGCUCGCAGGGAAUGCGACAGUGGCAUAUUUAGUAAAUUUGACGAACUUCUUGGUGACUAAGCACACAAGUGCUCUCACCUUGCAGGUUUUAGGCAACGGAAAGGCUGCGGUGGCUGCCGGAGUCUCGGUUUUGAUAUUUAGGAAUCCGGUGACGGUGAUGGGUGUUGCCGGAUUUGGAGUCACGAUUAUGGGAGUGGUUCUCUAUAGCGAAGCUAGGAAGAGAUCCAAGUUGCUUAACCAGAAGUAAAAUGUGAAAGUGGGGAAAGAAACUGGAUUUAAACCGGUGAAGUAAUUUCUUAUUUUAUGGUAUUUUUCGGUUAAAGUAUCUUGAUUCUUUGAAAUUCUCCUAUUGUUUUGAACCGGUUUGAGAGGGGGAAAUGUAACUGUAAAUGGUUGGGAAAAUAUGAAAUUAAAAAGGGUAAUAUAUAUAACAAAAGUGGAGAAGUAGGGGGCAGAAUUAAAAGGAAAAAAAAAACAUUGUAUCUUUCUUUUAUUUUUCUUUAAAUUCUUCUCUUGUAUUA
This is a messenger RNA of Brassica oleracea var. oleracea, 1493 nucleotides long. RefSeq names its product probable sugar phosphate/phosphate translocator At1g12500. NCBI's taxonomy places the organism in Eukaryota, Viridiplantae, Streptophyta, Magnoliopsida, Brassicales, Brassicaceae. The coding region runs from base 134 to 1219 and encodes 361 amino acids. Gene Ontology annotation, cellular component: Golgi apparatus. The record is from RefSeq and is a predicted model, not a curated record. The transcript has 2 exons. Gene Ontology annotation, molecular function: antiporter activity.